Ostreococcus tauri is the source of this 843-nucleotide messenger RNA. RefSeq names its product Translation elongation/initiation factor/Ribosomal, beta-barrel. The coding region runs from base 1 to 843 and encodes 280 amino acids. Gene Ontology annotation, cellular component: ribosome. NCBI's taxonomy places the organism in Eukaryota, Viridiplantae, Chlorophyta, Mamiellophyceae, Mamiellales, Bathycoccaceae. Gene Ontology annotation, biological process: rRNA processing. The record is from RefSeq and is a predicted model, not a curated record. Gene Ontology annotation, molecular function: ribosome binding. The transcript has a single exon.
AUGUCGUCCACCGCGCGCGCGGACGCGAGCGGGGGUCGAUCGUUCGCGACGAGGCGUUGGAAUCACAGGCGGCGGCCGCUCGGAGCGAACGUGAGAAAGUCCUCGACGACGCCGAGGGCGAGCGUCGAGGACGCGGGCGAUGGGUUGGUGCAAGUGGGGGCGAUCGUGGGCGCGCACGGGCUGAGGGGUGAGGUUCGCGUGCUGCCGAUGACGGAUUUCAUCGACGAAAGGUUCAUGACGCGCGGGUCGACUUUGCAAGCGGAGACGUCGGCGCAAGGGAGGUCAAAGGUGAGUGGGGAGUACGACGCGCCGAUCGGGGAGACGCGAGAGGUGAGCGUGCGCGGCGGACGGUGGGUGACGAGUAAAGGACGGAACGAUGUGAUCGUAAAGCUGAGCGGUGUCGACGACAGGACGUCGGCGGAGGCGCUAGUGGGAACGCGACUCUUCGUAUCGCCGAGCGAUCGAGCGCCCCUGCGAGACGAAGCGGGACAGACAAGUGGAGACGGAGACGAUGAGUUCUACGCCCAGGAGCUUCAGGGGAUGCGGGUGAUUGACAGGGAAUCGGGGUCGGAAGUGGGUGUCGUGGAGGACGUCGUCCGAGGUGCCGGAACGCAGGACUUACUGAAGGUUGGAUUCAGCGCGUUCGACGAGGAAUUCGAGAUCGAUACCGAGUUUUACGUCUACGUGCCUUUCGUCAAAGACAUCGUACCGCUCGUCGACGCGAAGAACAGGUUAAUGGAGAUCACGCCACCAGGCGGUUUGCUUGAUUUGAAGACACCGAAGAAAACGAAGGCGCAACGCGCAAAGAUCGCGGCUAAGGCGAAGGCGGCGAGCGAGCAGUAG